Messenger RNA from Elgaria multicarinata webbii, 1883 nucleotides. RefSeq names its product sphingosine-1-phosphate receptor 2 (gene S1PR2). Gene Ontology annotation, molecular function: sphingosine-1-phosphate receptor activity. Lineage: Eukaryota; Metazoa; Chordata; Lepidosauria; Squamata; Anguidae. The transcript has 3 exons. The record is from RefSeq and is a predicted model, not a curated record. Gene Ontology annotation, cellular component: cytoplasm; plasma membrane. Gene Ontology annotation, biological process: sphingosine-1-phosphate receptor signaling pathway; adenylate cyclase-activating G protein-coupled receptor signaling pathway; regulation of metabolic process. The coding region runs from base 311 to 1366 and encodes 351 amino acids.
UGAAAACGAGCAAGAUGGGAGACGGUAUCCGAGGAUUCCUCAACCACACAAAGGAGAACGUAAUGCUGACUGAUACUGAAGGCUGGGAUUCUGGAUUAUACAUGAACCAAGGAUCCACUGAACCUGUCUGGCAAGCCUUUCCUUGACCUUCAUAAGGACGUGGCCCUGCUCAGAUUUCACCGAGUUGGCCUUCAGCCCCUCUGCUCUGAAUGGACACAUUUCCGGCGUGAUCCUGUCCCAAUGCCUCCUAACUCAGACCUCCCCGGGCAGGCCCCAGUGUAACCAGUCCUGGGGAAAGCGUGGCAAAGCCAUGGGGAGCAUCUACCAGUUCUACUUCAACAAGGAAAAGAUCCUGGAGCACUACAACUUCACCAAGGACAAGCUGGAGAAAGAUGAGUCCACUUCGCUGAAAACCAUCCCCAUCAUCAUCAUCGUGCUGUGCUGCUUCAUCAUCCUGGAGAACCUGCUGGUGCUGGUGUCUGUCUGGCGGAACAAGAAGUUCCACUCAGCCAUGUUCAUCUUCAUUGGCAACCUGGCCUUUUCGGACCUGCUGGCCGGCUUGGCCUUCAUUGCCAACAUCGUACUCUCAGGCCCGGCCACCUUCUCCCUCACCCCGGUGCAGUGGUUCGUGCGGGAGGGCACGGCCUUUGCCACGUUGGCAGCCUCGGUCUUCAGUCUCUUGGCCAUUGCCAUCGAGCGGCACGUGGCCAUCACCAAAGUGAAAGUCUACAGCAGCGACAAGAACUGUCGGAUGGUGCUCCUGAUCGGGGCCUGCUGGGUCAUCUCGGCAGCCAUUGGUGGGCUGCCCAUCCUUGGCUGGAACUGCUUGCUGGACCUCAAGGAGUGCUCCACAGUCCUGCCGCUUUACUCCAAGCGCUACAUUGUCUUUGUGGUGACCGUCUUCACGGCCAUCCUCUUUGCCAUCGUGGUCCUCUACGUCCGGAUCUACCGCAUCGUCCGCUCCAGCCAUGCCGAGAUGGCCGGCUCCCAGACUGUGGCCUUGCUCCGCACGGUCACCAUUGUCCUGGGGGCCUUCAUCAUCUGCUGGCUGCCCGCUUUCACCAUCCUCUUGAUAGACACUUCAUGUACCAGGAAGACUUGCCCCAUCCUUUACCAAUCGAAAUACUUCUUUGCCUUUGCGACCCUCAACUCCGCCAUCAACCCCCUCAUUUACACCCUCCGCAGCAAGGACAUGAGGAAGGAGUUCCUACGGGUGCUCUGCUGCUGGGGGAUGAUGGGGCAAGGGAAGCCUGCAGAGCGGUGUAUGAUUCCCCUCCGCAGCUCCAGUUCUUUGGACCGGUGCACCCAGAAACAGGACCUGACCACGUCACCUUUCAUGAAGAAGGAGAAUUCCACGUUUGUGUGAAGAGACACGAGGAAGGGGGCUAUGGGGUGGACGGGCACCGGGAAAGACGAGUGGGUUUGGACCCAAGAAAGCGGUACAAAGGUGGUGUGGUACGUAGUAUGACAUUUUUGUCCUGGGAGCCAGAUCAUCCUGCCUCGGACUUAUGUGGAGGUGUCCAUUUCUUCACUAGACCUACACAGUAUUAUAACUUUCUGUUCGAUACCCGUGUGUGUUUGUAUAGGUGUGUAUGAGAGACUGACUGACUUGAAGUGUGGGAACCGGGUAGCUGCUGUGCUACUGCCAGUCCGAUUCGGUACGAUUCUCCUCCUUCCUAAUAGCUGCCUAUCUGCACACCCACGCUUCCUUCUGCCCUGCAUGUCAGAGCCAUGCUUUUGGGAUUCCCCAUCUUUGCAGAACACUCCCUCCCUCCUCCCAGGGAAGCAGCGUUCAGCCACUCGAAUGGGCUUGGCUCUCUGCCUGAGCAGCGCCUACACUCUUACCUUGGUUCUAAUUUGGCUUUGGAACAUUUUUUAGGAAA